Messenger RNA from Pelmatolapia mariae (spotted tilapia), 3777 nucleotides. RefSeq names its product Ca++-dependent secretion activator 2 (gene cadps2). The record is from RefSeq and is a predicted model, not a curated record. The transcript is spliced from 29 exons. Gene Ontology annotation, biological process: positive regulation of exocytosis; dense core granule exocytosis; synaptic vesicle exocytosis. Lineage: Eukaryota; Metazoa; Chordata; Actinopteri; Cichliformes; Cichlidae. The coding region runs from base 1 to 3777 and encodes 1258 amino acids. Gene Ontology annotation, cellular component: glutamatergic synapse.
AUGUUAGAUUCGUCUUCUAGCGAAGACACUGGUGGGGAGUCCGACUUGGAGCCUCAGAGGAAACCGGACGCCUCUUCCUCUGCAGAGAAACGGGAAACGGGACCCCCGGGCAGCCAGCAGCUGCGCUGCGCGACACCUGGAAGCCUCGCCGGCAAAAGUACGAAAGUGAACAGCGCUACAGAUGAAGAGCAGGAAAAGAGGAAACGCGAGUCCAUUCAGAAGGAGGAAGAGGAGAGGAAAAUAAAACUGCAGAUUUAUGUGUUCGUCCUCCGGUGCAUAGCCUACCCGUUCAACGCCAAGCAGCCCACCGACAUGUCCCGUCGGCAGCAGAAGGUCAGUAAGCAGCAGCUACAGGCAGUAAAGGAGCGUUUUCUUGCUUUCCUCAAUGGAGAAACUCAAAUUGUGGCUGAUGAAGCUUUCUGCAAUGCUGUGAGAAGCUACUAUGAGGGCUUCCUGAAGAGUGAGCGUAUUUCCCGGAUGGUUCAGAGCGGUGGCUGUUCAGCUAAUGACUUUCGUGAGGUUUUCAAGAAAAACAUUGAGCGCCGUGUCCGCAGCCUUCCUGAGAUCGAUGGGCUGAGCAAAGAGACUGUGCUCAGUUCCUGGAUCGCAAAGUAUGAUGCUAUCUACAGAGGGGAUGAGGACCUGUGGCGUCAACCACAGAGGGCACACCUAAGUGCUGUUUCAGAGCUCAUCCUUAGUAAAGAGCAACUCUACGAGAUGUUCCAGCAGAUCCUCAAUAUCCGCAAGUUUGAGCACCAGCUGUUGUACAAUGCCUGCCAGCUCGAUAGCAUGGAUGAGCAGGCAGCUCAGAUCCGUAGAGAGCUGGAUGGUAGGUUACAAUUGGCCGAAAAGAUUGCCAAGGAACGGAAAUACCCAAAGUUUGUCUCUGCUGACAUGGAGGCUCUGUAUGUGGAGGAGCUGCGAUCAUCUGUCAACCUACUGAUGGCAAAUUUGGAGAGUCUGCCUGUGUCUAAAGGAGGUCCAGACUUCAAACAGAAGCUUAAACGCUCCACCGUAAAUAACUCCUUUCUAGAUCUUGGAGAUGAGGGAGAUCUGUCUAAGUCGGACAUCGUCUUGUCUUUCACUCUGGAGAUUGUAAUCAUGGAGGUCCAGGGCCUGAAGUCAGUGGCCCCAAACCGUAUGGUUUACUGUACCAUGGAGGUAGAAGGAGAAGAAAAGCUACAGACCGACCAAGUAGAAGCCUCAAGAGCACAGUGGGGGACUCAGGGGGACUUUACCACAACUCACCCUCUGCCUUCAGUUAAAGUGAAGCUCUUCCUAGAGAGCACCAGGGUCUUAGCUUUGGAUGACAAGGAGCUGGGCAAGGUAAUCCUGAACCCAACCAACAAUGGACCAAAGCACACAGAGUUCCAUCGUAUGAUUGUCCCCAAGAACAGCCAGGACACAGAGCUGAAAAUCAAACUUGCUGUCCGCAUGGACAAACCUCCCAACAUGAAGCACAGCGGAUACCUGUACGCUAUGGGACAGAGGGUCUGGAAACGCUGGAAAAAAAGAUAUUUUGUUCUUGUCCAGGUUAGUCAGUACACAUUUGCAAUGUGCAGCUAUAGAGAGAAGAAGGCUGAGCCUCAGGAGCUGAUGCAGCUGGAGGGCUACACAGUGGACUGCUGUGAGCCUCAGCCAGGUCUGCAAGGUGGUCGGGUUUUUUUUAAUGUGUUGAAAGAAGGCGAUUUGGUGAUGUUUGCUUGUGAUGAUGAGCAGGAACGGGUGCUGUGGGUCCAGGCCAUGUACCGAGCAACUGGACAGUCCUACAAACCGAUCCUCCACCCCCAAAACAAAACCCCAAACUGCAGAGGAGGAAACCAAAAACCGACAUCCCCCAUCAGUAAGUUCAGUCUUGAUCCAUCUCAGCGUCAGGGAGUGGAAAAGUUGAUCUCAGCGUCUCCGUGUCAGUUCGACCACGCUGCCCUGUUCACCAUUUUACAGAAACACACACUCCAGCAUCGAAUGAACGACUCCUUCUCCUGCCUGGGCUGGUUCAGUCCUGGUCAGGUGUUUGUCCUGGAUGAGUACUGUGCUCGGUAUGGUGUUCGAGGCUGCCACCGCCAUCUGAGCUACCUGAAGGAGCUGAUGGAUUAUUCGGAGAACAAUGCUCUCGUCGACCCUAUGCUGCUACACUACAGCUAUGCCUUCUGCGCCUCCCACGUCCACGGAAACAGGCCAGAUGGGAUAGGCACAGUGACCAUGGAGGAAAAAGUGCAGUUUGAGGCAAUCAGAAGUCGUCUCAUUGCUCUGCUGGAGAACCAGAUCACACAUUUUAGGUAUUGCUUUCCCUUUGGACGACCAGAUGGGGCCCUAAAGGCAACGCUCUCCCUUCAGGAACGGGUUUUGAUGAAAGACAUCACUACCCCUGUUCCUCCAGAGGAUAUGAAGAAACUGGUGCAGAGGUGUCUGGAACAAGCAGCUCAAAUCAACUAUAGUCAGUUGAUUGAAUAUGCUAAAAUCAAGGGUGAGAUGGAACAUCAGGUACCUCCAGAGAAAAGACUGGAGGACAUGAUGAGGCUGGGAGAGCUCUGCAUCGAAGUCUUGCAACAGAAUGAAGAACAUCACUCUGAGGGAAGAGAGGCUUUUUCAUGUUGGCCAGAGUUGAUGGCUGAACAUGCUGAGAAGUUUCUGUCUCUGUACAGAGCAGACAUGGAGGCAGCUCUUCAGGUCCAGUCGAUCGAUUCCUGGAAUACCUUCCCACUAUUUCAGCUCUUCAACAAUUUUCUACGAACAGACCCUCACUUGUGCAAUGGGAUGUUCCACAAACACCUCCAAGACCUGUACAUCCCACUGGUGGUACGAUACAUUGAUCUAAUGGAGUUGGCCAUUGCUCAAUCAAUCCACCGCAGCUUCCAGAAGGAAACCUGGCAGCCUGUCAACAAUGGUUCAGCCACCUCAGAGGAUUUGUUCUGGAAGCUGAACACUCUACAAAUGUUUGUGAUGGACCUUCACUGGCCAGAACCAGAGUUUGCAAAGCAUCUGGAGCAAAGACUCAAACUGAUGGCCAGUGACAUGAUGGAGGCCUGCGUCAAAAGAACAAAAUCUGCAUUUGAUGCCAAAAUGCAGAAAGUGUGUAAGUCAACAGACUCCCUUCUACCAGUGUCAGUUUGCACCAUGUUCAACGUGCUGAUUGAUGCCAAAAACCAAUGCUCCAAACUCUGUGUGCUGGACAGCGAACAGGAGAUUGACGGACAGUGGCAACAGUACCACUCCAAAAUUGAUGUUUUGAUUGACGAGGCAUUAAAGAACAUUAUUACAUCACUUGUGUCAAAGUUUGCUGCUGUUUUAAACGGUGUCCUCUCCAAGCUCUCAAGAUAUGAUGAAGGGACAUUCUUCUCUUCAGUCCUGUCUUUCACAGUGAAAGCUGCUGCGAAAUAUGUGGAACUCCCCAAACCAAGGAUGGAUCUGGCUGACACUUACACUGGUUUUGUACGACAGAACCAGGACAUUCUGCGCCGUGGUCUCAGUGAUGAGCUCUACAUUGAGACCGUAUUUGACCAAUGGUACACUGACUCCAUGAAGGCGAUAUGUGUUUGGCUCACUGAUAGACUGGACCUGCAGCUGCACAUGUACCAGCUGAAAACACUCAUCAACAUUGUUAAGAAGACCUAUCAUGACUUCAGGUUGCAGGGAGUCCAGGACAGCACACUGAACAUCAAAAGCUAUGAAACCAUCUACAACAGGCUGACGAUGGAGGAGGCUACUGUGGCUGUCAAGGCAGGUGAUGGCCUACGGGGCAUCAGCAUGAGAGACAGUGAUGUAGAGGAUGACUAA